Molecule: messenger RNA, 1767 nt
Organism: Heteronotia binoei (common prickly gecko)
Lineage: Eukaryota; Metazoa; Chordata; Lepidosauria; Squamata; Gekkonidae
Product: vomeronasal type-2 receptor 26-like
Exons: 5
Coding region: 1-1767 (588 amino acids)
Biological process (GO): G protein-coupled receptor signaling pathway
Cellular component (GO): membrane
Molecular function (GO): G protein-coupled receptor activity
Source: RefSeq, a predicted model, not a curated record
AUGAUAUCACUCGUGGUCUCGGUUCUAGCGCUGAUGAAUCCAUCAACGUGUAAAGUCCAUGAUGCUAAAUGCACUAUCAGCGAACCUUUCUCAAGUCUUCACCAAUAUUAUCAAGAAGGAGAUCUCAUCAUUGGGGGAAUUACUUCUCUUAUCUAUGUCAUCUCAGAAAUGAUGGAUUUUAGCAAAGUGUUCAACUAUAUGGCAUAUAACAUGCCUUUUGUCCUGACUAAUCAUUAUCAACAUGUCUUGGCCAUGGCAUUUGCUGUGAAGGAAAUCAAUGAAAACCUCCAGAUCUUACCCAAUGUCACUUUGGGUUUCCACAUCUGGAACAGCUACUUCAAUGCAAGAGAGACCUAUCGUGCCAUAGUAGAACUUUUCUCAGCAAAGAGCAGAUUUCUCCCCAACUACAAGUGUGACAGCAAGAACAAUCCUAUAGCAGUCAUUGGAGGACUUGAAGCUGAAACCUCCCUCUACAUAGCAAGUGUGUUAGCUGUCUACAAUAUCCCACAGCUUCACUACUUCUUGAAAAGUGUUUCAUUUAAUAACAAUGCUGGGGACAGUAUUUCAUUUGACACUAGUGGAGAGGUAGUCUCAGGGUAUGAUAUUAUCAACUGGCUUGCUUUCCCAAAUCAAUCUGUUCUUAAAAUCAAAAUUGGAGAGGUUCAUCCAGGAGCUCCUACAGACCGAAUGCUUACCAUUAAUGAAGACCACAUCACAUGGAACAACUGGUUUAACCAGACACAACCCCUUUCUGUCUGCAGUGCAAGUUGCCAUCAGGGUUACAGGAAGGAAAUGAAGGAAAGAGAACCAUUCUGCUGCUAUGGCUGCGUUCCUUGUCCAGAAGGAAAAAUUUCCAAUCAGAAGGACUUGGAUGAGUGCUUCACUUGCAGAGAAGAUGAAUACUCAAACAUGGGACAAAACCAGUGCAUUCCCAAAGACAUUACUUUUUUGUCUUAUACAGAGCCGUUGGGGAUCACUUUAGUGACUUUUGUCUUUUCCUUUUCUUUCAUCACCCUUUUGGUGCUAGCAAUCUUUAUAAAGCACCACAGCACCCCCAUUGUCAAAGCCAACAACAGGAACCUCACCUAUUCUCUCCUGAUCUGCCUCCUCCUUUGCUUCCUUUGUGCUCUGCUCUUCAUUGGUCAACCACAACGGGUGCCCUGUCUCCUCCAACAAACCAUUUUUGGCAUGGUUUUCUCAGUUGCUCUUUCUUGUGUACUGGCAAAAACUAUUAUGGUGGUUUUGGCUUUCCUAAGCAUUCAGCCAGGAAACAGUCUGAGGAAGUGGGUGGGGAAAAGAGUGGGUAAUACCAUUGUGAUUUCCUGUUCCUUUUCCCAAGCACUCAUUUGUUUUGUGUGGUUGGCCACUUCUCCCCCAUUUCUAGAUGUUGACAUGCACUCAGAGGCUGAAGCAGUUGUCCUGGAGUGCAAUGUGGGGUCUGUCACAAUGUUUUACUGUGUCCUGGGCUACAUGGGCUUCUUGGCCAUUGUUAACUUUGUGGUGGCUUUUUUGGCCAGGAAGUUGCCUGACAGCUUUAAUGAAGCCAAAUUUAUCACUUUCAGUCAAUUGGUCUUUUGCAGUGUUUGGAUGUCUUUUGUUCCCACCUACUUGAGCACCAAGGGGAAAUCUAUGGUGGCUGUGGAGAUCUUCUCCAUCUUAGCUUCUAGCUCUGGUCUUCUGGGUUGCAUCUUUGCCCCCAAAUGUUUCAUUAUUGUGCUGCACCCUGAGCUGAACAAGAGGGAAGAACUGAUAAGAAGAAAAGAGUAG